AUGCAGAGAAAGUUUCACUUUCUUGUCAAAAACAAAGCCACUGCUAGUGCUGAUGGGGGUACAAGGUUUACGUGUGGAACUCAAUUCUCAAGGAAAUCAGUAGGGUCGGCCUUCUCUUGUGUCAUUGGAAACAAGACAACACCGCGUGGCAAGCAUGCUUCCAAACUGAAGAAAAAAAAGGAGCCUAUUGGCGACUCAGGGAACGGAAAAGCUGCAUUGUCUCAGCUUCUUGCACUGGAGGAGACUGAUCAUGCAGGAGAUGCAAAGCAGAACAGAAAGGAUAGGCAACGUGUGAAAAUGAAUCUUCCUUUGAUGAGCUUUCUGAAAAAGAAGAGAGGAUGGAACAAUUUCAUGAGGGCUAGAUUUAGUAGUGGUGUGCAUGGUGAUGGCAGUAAUGUUGUUACCAAGUUCGGACAAGUGAAGAGGAAGGCAAGUUUACGCCGCUUGGUUAGGGUUCCCUCUAAAAUACUGGUCCUUCGCCUCAAGUUGAAGAUGAUAAAGUGCCUGAUUAUAAAGAAAGCGCCAAAGCAGUUUGAACAGAGAGCUGAAGAUGAAGACAGAGAACUAUGCAAAAAGAGGAUUCUCUUGGGAGAGAGAUGCAGGCCAUUGAGUUCUCCAAGUCCAGGUUACGAUACAAGUAAUUUUUUCUAUCCAAGAAAUAGUUACACUUGACAAGGGCACAAGGCCAUUCCUGAUCCCCCUUUUCGCUUCUUGGCUUCGAUUGCUGUUGCCUCUGUUUUCUAUUUCUCCUUUUUAAAUAUCCUUCAGAAAUAUAUCGUAAUAUUCUUUCUUUGUAAACAUCCUUUAGAAAUAUUUCGUAUCUUGGGCUUGGCUUUUGCAUGGAAGAUCAUGUAUUUUUUGUACUUGGUAAUCGGUUAUCAAUUAAUCAUUGUAAUCUUUAUUUUCCUUUCU
This is a messenger RNA of Glycine soja, 912 nucleotides long. RefSeq lists its product as uncharacterized. The transcript has a single exon. The record is from RefSeq and is a predicted model, not a curated record. The coding region runs from base 1 to 672 and encodes 223 amino acids. NCBI's taxonomy places the organism in Eukaryota, Viridiplantae, Streptophyta, Magnoliopsida, Fabales, Fabaceae.